This is a messenger RNA of Baudoinia panamericana UAMH 10762, 2381 nucleotides long. RefSeq lists its product as uncharacterized. The transcript is spliced from 2 exons. Gene Ontology annotation, biological process: retrograde transport, endosome to Golgi. Bases 398 to 2062 code for a protein of 554 amino acids. NCBI's taxonomy places the organism in Eukaryota, Fungi, Ascomycota, Dothideomycetes, Mycosphaerellales, Teratosphaeriaceae. Gene Ontology annotation, cellular component: membrane; Golgi apparatus. The record is from RefSeq and is a predicted model, not a curated record.
GUGCUGGCUGUUUGCUCUUGCCUUGCUUUCGGUCAUGCUUUCCAAGCUCCAGUCGUCGAGCGCAUCGUCAUUGCGCGCGCGUGUGUGGCGCAGUUGGCGGAUCGCAUGUGUGGCGCUGGCUCGGAACGGUACUAGCGCUGACGAUCAGGUGUCAAGCUGCGAGCAACGGGUAUGUUUCAGAGUACGCGUGGAAAGGGUCGCAUUGAGUCCACAAGCCGCAUAGGACGAGGAAGCACAACGUGGAAGCAUAGCGACCUUAUAAGGACACAUUACGCAACGUCACUAUUGGUGGAUGGCUGGUUGCCGGCAUAUGGACUGCAGGACAAAGGACAUGUGCUUGUGAGCUUGCGCGAGACGGAGUGUCUCGAGGCAUACCUUGUCAUAUAUACCGCACGCCAUGACUCCUCCACGAUGGCGACAGUUACCGGCAGCUCUGCUACUCCUACUAGCGACAACAGUAUGCGCGCUGGAGUCCAAGAUCGAUCAAUCCGAGUACAACCGGCAGGUAUGCUCGGGGAUGUACAGCAAGAAAGGAUGGGGCGGCAACACAUCCCCUUACAUCCUCACGAAGUUCAUCAAACCCGACGACAUCGUAGGCGACCCGAUCGUCAGCCUCGUCAUCUUCGAAUGGGCAGAUAAGCCUCUAGUCGGCUACGCUCUGGAAGAGGACGAAGAACUCGGUGUUCAAGAACGAAUCUACAUCUGCGACCAGUCUAGCGUCGACGCGCAACUCUGCACCUCAGACCAACUCGGCGCCUUUGUCCUCGCCCCAAACGCAACAGACAUCAGCAACUCCGCCAUCAUCACCCAAGCGAUCCACCUCAACGAUCCACCACCCAUCAACUACCCCAUCAAGAAAACCGGCUACUACUGCGUCGGCACCUACGGCUUCAACGGGGAAGACUACACCGGCGCCGUGGAGUUCCGCAACGCCUUUGGCGAGCUGCCCGCCGCGCAAAUCGCAAAACUACCCUUCUACGCCGCCAUAACAAUCGUCUACGCCUUCCUCGCCCUCGCCUGGGGCGCGCUCUACUACCUCAACCGUCGCGACAUCCUCCCCGUUCAGAACUACAUCACCGCCAUCCUCAUCUUCCUCGUGGUGGAGAUGUUCAUGACCUGGCUGUUCUACGACUACCAAAACCGACAUGGGCUCAACGUCGGGGCGAAAGCGCUGCUCAUCGUCGUCUCCAUCCUCUCCGCAGGCCGCAACAGUUUCUCCUUCUUCCUGCUGCUUAUCGUCUGCAUGGGCUACGGCGUCGUCAAGCCUUCCCUCGGCAAGACAAUGAUCUACGUCCGCUGGCUCGCGAUCGCACAUUUCGUAUUCGGCGUCAUCUACGCCAUCGCCUCCCUCAGCAUCACGCCCGAAAACGCCGGUCCACUCGUCUUACUCGUCGUCUUGCCACUCGCAGGCACCUUAACCGCUUUCUACGUCUGGACAUUGAACUCCCUCAACUUCACCAUGAAAGACCUACAGGAGCGCAAGCAGACGGUGAAAGCGGGCAUGUACCGCAAACUGUGGUACUGCAUCCUCGGCAGCAUCAUCGUGAUCUUCAUCUUCUUCUUCGUGAAUAGUUGGACUUUUGCGGGGGUGAACGAGGAGGACUUUGUGCCGAAGCAUUGGCAGACGCGGUGGUUCAUCUUGGAUGGGUGGUUGAAUUUGGUAUAUUUUGUUGAUGUGGCGUUUGUUGCGUAUGUGUGGAGGCCGACGGCGAACAAUCGGCGGUUUGCUAUGUCGGAGGAGCUCGCCCAAGACGACGACGGAUUCGAAAUCGCGUCCAUCCGCGACAGCUUCGACAUCGACCUCGACGACCCGGAAGCCAAUGGCGGCACUAAUACGAAUGGUAAUCUGAACAGUGCCAGCAAGCCGCCCGUUUACGACGGGCAAAGGGAUAGGGAUAUGAGACGAGAUGUUUCGCCUCUGCCUGCACCGAUGCCGCAGAAGCCUUCCCCGCUGUCGAGACGCAGUUUGGAGGGCGAGACGAUGUUUGCGCUCGAGGAUGAGGAUGAAGAUGAGGAUGGGGACGGGGAGGAAAGGGAAAGAUUGACGGGUGGGAAGGCGUAAUGGAUCUGGUGGCCUGCCUGUUACCUUAAUCUAGAGUCUGACUAAGCGAGCUUGCAUUUGUCUGUUGGUUGUGAGAUAGAGUGUAUGCUGCAUUCGUGCAUGCAGAGCAGAGCGCCUGCUUUACGAGGUACUGCUAGAGCGUGAGCAGGAACAGGAGUUUUAUCCGUAGGCCGUGAUGAUGGGAACGCUAUGGAGUAUGGCUCGAGUGCGUCGCCGCUACGAGCCCACCCCCGGUAAACUGUGUGAGCUUGACAGGCUUAACCGUAGCCACGUCUGGGUACCGAAACGCAAGGGUUUGUGAGCACAGGUGCAGACAGAU